Messenger RNA from Diospyros lotus (date-plum), 2618 nucleotides. Its product is annotated as sulfate transporter 1.3-like. Gene Ontology annotation, molecular function: secondary active sulfate transmembrane transporter activity. Bases 350 to 2341 code for a protein of 663 amino acids. Gene Ontology annotation, biological process: transmembrane transport. Gene Ontology annotation, cellular component: membrane. The transcript is spliced from 14 exons. Lineage: Eukaryota; Viridiplantae; Streptophyta; Magnoliopsida; Ericales; Ebenaceae. The record is from RefSeq and is a predicted model, not a curated record.
AUACAUCAUGCUGCAAUAAUGCGAUUGUGGAAUUAGUAUUGAAUAAUCGGUUGUGCCCGCUAUUUGCUUUUUAAAACCGGCCUAAGUUUGUCAACUGUGUAUAAGACAGGGAAGAGAUCCACAUUCAUUCUGUAUGUAUAUUGGUUCUGACAAUUGAGCCUCUCUUAUCAGCUUGGAUGGUUUGACCUGUAACUUGCUAGAGAACUAUAUAAGAGCUCCCUAAGCUGUUCGUGUGUUCAGGGGAGAGACUUUGCACACUCUUAAGCAUUUUCUACCUCCCUUUCUUCAGUUCUCUUUCAGUGCCUUCCUCGUUUAGCUUCAGUUUCUGUGAAACUGCGAGCACUCUUCAAUGGCUCGUUACAGUGAUGAGGAACAGGAAACGAAGGAGUUGGAUAUUAGAAGCUUGUCAUCCUCACGCUUGUCAUCCUCACAGCGCCAUACGCAGAAUUUGCCAUAUAUUCACAAGGUGGGAGUGCCCCCAAAGCAAAACAUUUUCAAGGAGUUCAGGGACGUUGUCAAAGAGACAUUCUUUGCUGAUGAUCCUCUACGUCACUUCAAGGACCAACCCAGGUCUAGGAAAUUCGUAUUAGGCAUGCAAGCCAUCUUCCCGAUUCUUGAAUGGGCACGAAGGUACAAUUUGUCAAAAUUCAGAGGUGACCUUAUUGCUGGACUGACCAUUGCAAGUCUUUGCAUUCCUCAGGACAUUGGGUAUGCAAAUCUUGCGAAUUUAGAUCCACAGUAUGGGUUGUACUCCAGCUUUAUUCCACCACUGGUAUAUGCCUGCAUGGGUAGUUCACGAGAUAUAGCUAUAGGACCAGUGGCUGUCGUGUCUCUUCUGUUAGGCACACUCCUUCGGAAGGAGAUUGAUCCUGUUAAAAAUGCUGCCGAAUAUCGCCGUCUUGCAUUUACAGCUACUUUUUUUGCUGGAAUUACCCAAGCAGCACUCGGAUUUUUCAGAUUGGGUUUUCUAAUUGACUUCCUAUCCCAUGCUGCUGUUGUCGGUUUUAUGGCUGGGGCUGCCAUUACAAUUGCGCUGCAGCAACUAAAAGGUUUUCUUGGCAUCAGGAAUUUCACAAAGCACACUGAUAUUGUUUCUGUGAUGCACUCAGUUUUCGGUUCAAUCCAUCAUGGAUGGAACUGGCAGACUAUAGUCAUUGGAGCGAUCUUUUUGGCUUUCCUUCUGUUUGCAAAGUACAUUGGAAAGAAAAACAAAAAAUUCUUCUGGGUACCUGCAAUAGCUCCGCUCAUCUCUGUUAUCUUAUCCACCUUUUUCGUUUUUAUAACUCACGCAGAGAAACAUGGAGUCCAAAUUGUGAAGCAUAUAGAAAAAGGAAUCAAUCCUUCAUCGGUGGAUGAAAUAUACUUCAGCGGUGAUUAUCUUGUAAAAGGUCUUAGGAUUGGCAUUGUGGCUGGUAUGAUAGCGUUGACGGAAGCUGUAGCUAUAGGAAGAACAUUUGCUACCAUGAAGGACUAUCAGUUGGAUGGGAACAAAGAAAUGGUUGCACUUGGAACGAUGAAUAUUGUUGGCUCGAUGACCUCCUGCUAUGUUGCAACAGGUUCCUUCUCUCGCUCUGCGGUAAACUACAUGGCCGGCUGCCAAACUGCCGUGUCGAACAUCAUAAUGUCCUGUGUGGUGUUCCUAACCUUGGAAUUCAUCACCCCCCUUUUUAAGUACACCCCAAAUGCCAUUCUUUCUUCCAUCAUUAUCUCAGCAGUCAUUGGCCUUAUUGAUGUUGAGGCAGCAAUUUUGAUAUGGAAGAUUGACAAACUGGACUUCAUUGCUUGUAUGGGAGCAUUCUUCGGCGUGGUUUUCGCCUCUGUUGAGAUUGGUCUCUUAAUAGCAGUCUCCAUAUCCUUCGCUAAAGUCCUCCUACAAGUCACAAGGCCGAGGACAGCAAUCCUUGGGAGGAUUCCCAGAACAAAUGUUUACAGGAAUAUCCAACAAUAUCCAGAAGCAACUAAAGUUCCGGGUAUUUUGAUCAUUAGAGUUGAUUCUGCAGUCUAUUUUUCCAACUCAAACUAUGUCAAGGAAAGGAUUUUGAGAUGGUUGACCGAUGAGGAAGACCAAUUGAAAGCGUCAUGUCUACCUAAAAUCGAAUUUUUGAUUGUCGAGAUGUCACCUGUUACCGACAUUGACACUAGCGGCAUCCAUGCCUUUGAAGGGCUGCACAAGAGCCUUCAAAAGAGAGGCGUUCAGCUUGUUCUGGCAAAUCCCGGACAGGCGGUGGCCGAGAAGCUGCACGCAUCCAAAUUCCCCAGCCUGAUCGGCGAGGACAACAUCUUCCUCACCGUAGCAGACGCCAUCCUAACCUGUUCAUCCAAGAAGAUUGAAGAGGCUUGAGUUGCAGAUCACAACAAAACCAAAAAACCUAAUGCAAUUCAAGGAGAUUCAGUGUGUAAAGACAAAACAGAUGAUUUCAAAGAGAUGCUGCUUGUUGGGUAGUGGCUGGGGGAAACAAUGCGUUCUGCAUUCUGCAUUCUGCCCACCAAUGGGACUGUGUACGGACUCGUCUUUAGUUAUAGCCCUUGUGUUGUGCUCAUAAAGCUCUGAUCUUUUUACAAAAAUGGUAGUGCUAGCUGUGACCUGUAUCAAAUGGCAAGCAACUGUCUUUUUCUUC